AUGACGACCCUGCUACUCAUCUCCUUGGUCAGCUGUCUCGUUGCUGUGAAUCAAGCCAGCCUCAUCAACCGAUGUGACUUGGCCAAGGUGCUGCACCAGGAGGAUUUGGAUGGCUUUGAGGGCUACUCCCUGAGUGACUGGCUGUGCCUGGCUUUCGUGGAAAGUCACUUCAACAUAACAAAGGUAAAUGAAAAUACAGAUGGCAGCUUUGACUAUGGCAUCUUCCAGAUCAACAGCCACUACUGGUGCAAUGAUUACAAGAGUCACACGGAAAACAUUUGCCAAGUGGACUGUCAAGAACUGCUGAGCCCCAAUCUUCUUUCAAUCAUCAACUGUGCGAAAAAGAUUGUGUCCGGAACAGAGGGGAUGAAGAACUGGGUAAAAUGGAGGUUGCACUGUGCAGGCCGGCCACUCUCCUACUGGAUGACAGGAUGUCACCUGGCAUGA
Molecule: messenger RNA, 447 nt
Organism: Mesoplodon densirostris (Blainville's beaked whale)
Lineage: Eukaryota; Metazoa; Chordata; Mammalia; Artiodactyla; Ziphiidae
Gene: LYZL6
Product: lysozyme like 6
Exons: 4
Coding region: 1-447 (148 amino acids)
Biological process (GO): fusion of sperm to egg plasma membrane involved in single fertilization
Cellular component (GO): sperm flagellum; acrosomal vesicle
Molecular function (GO): lysozyme activity
Source: RefSeq, a predicted model, not a curated record